Molecule: messenger RNA, 3508 nt
Organism: Mollisia scopiformis
Lineage: Eukaryota; Fungi; Ascomycota; Leotiomycetes; Helotiales; Mollisiaceae
Exons: 3
Coding region: 357-3350 (997 amino acids)
Source: RefSeq, a predicted model, not a curated record
AAUGCAGGUCUAUCCCGAUAAACUUCGUCUUCUCUUGCUCGUACAAUCGAAGUUAUGACGAGGUCGGUGUUGGAUCUGAGAUCAUUCUCUGCCAAUUCCAGAUCCGAACAGAGAAAGUCCAAUUAAACUUUCGCCGAGACAUGUACUGUAAGUAGAAGCAACCCAUUUGGGACCUCGACGCCACGAUCCAGAUCGUCUAGCUUUCUUUUUCUCCCCUUUCAAACGCGUCGUGCCAGCAAGCUUCUCGAAGCCCUCGAAAUGGUUGACGAUUCCAAGCUUGAGAACGGCCAUACAUUCCUUUGAUUUCCCUUGGUCUAAUUCCCGAAGCUCUGGCAACCGAACUUUUCUCAGCGCCCAUGAUGCUUCCGCGAUUCAAGAGUCUUGUUGUUCUUACGUUCAUUGUGUUGGCUUUGUAUGCCGUUUUCUGGCGAGAUGAACCUUUUUCGAGUCAACAUGCUGUGGAUGUCCUGAAGGGUUUGGGGGAUUUCGAGGUUCCCUGGGGAAACCAGGACACGCCGCAGGAGCCAAUACAGGAGACGAAGGUGGCAGAUGCCAGCGAGGAUGCUCCGACAGAUAUCGAGGUCAAGUUUAGCUUCACGAAGACAGCACAUAUUGCUCCGACUUAUUUCAGCGUCCUGCCUUCAGAGCCGGAGAGCACGAAACCUGCGGAGUGGGAACACGGCGUGGAGGACAUGAAGACUGGUCAGGGCAGCACCAAAACUGCUGCGGAGCUGUUGAAGCCCUCGUCUGUGGCAGGAACUGAAAAUAACUACAGUGGUAUAAGUUUGCAGAAACAGUUCGACAAGGAAUAUGACGAGCUGGCAUUGAGUGACCAGGCGGGUGCGAUAUAUGGCAAUACUCUCAAGGCCCUAAUCGACAUCGGAGCUCACGAAGGCUUCGCAGGAGCGGCCCUCAAGCCUUUAGAAUCCUGGUCUGAGUACAGCGAUACUCCUCCCUAUACCUACAACCCAUACCCCGAUUACAACAGCAAAGUUUGGCAAGACGGCAACCAAGGUACAUACACAGCAUGCAAUGGUCCCAAUGGCCCUAUUGCAGAUCUGCUGGUCUACUCUGGACACCCAAAAGCCUUCUCGAGUCCUCAGAUGGGCUCAUACAUUCCGUUGGACAUCGACAGUAAUCUCUGCUUCGAACGAGAGGCGAGACUUGGUCCGUAUGGAUUUACGGCUGAGGAAGCCCCAUCGGCUAAACCACAAGCUGCGGAUUCGGAAUAUGUGGAGGAACGAGAUGCUUCGAAAUUAGAUUGGGGCAAGCUACAGAAGGCGUGCUACAAGAUGAACGUCAACAGAUAUACCCAACCUCAUCCUCAAACAGAGCGUCCCAUGCUUGCUGAUAACCCAGGUAACUUUACCAUGCCGCGCUCCAACAGGACUAGCAAAGUCAGACCAAGUACCAUGGCGAGAAGGUUAGAUACUCUCAUGAAGAAAGUCCUAUCUAUUCGCCAGGGAGUCAGCGAGAUGAUUCCCAAUUCGUUGACUGGAGAUGGUGGUGUUGGAGCCGAACCAUCGAGGAAGAAGAUGCCUGGCUUCCAGCCUGACACGUUUGUGGAGGCUCCACCGGCCACGGACCCAAAAGAAGAUUCGCCGUCAGGUGGCAAGAACGACUAUAGCGUGGGAUGGGAGAAGUUUGACAAUGCGAAUUCUGAGGACCGUGUUGCUGAGUACUCGACUUUAGGUGGUGAUGUACCGAUGAAUGAUCAUGAUCAUGGAGAUUCUCUAUCAUCUGGCUUUGAGGGUAGUAGACCUGUGAAGAACUUAGAUCCACAGAUUCCUGAGUUCUCGACUUUGGGUGGGGAUGCACCAAUGGACGAGCAUGAUCAUGGAGAUUCUAUGUCGUCUGGCCUGGAGGGUAGUAAGCCCGUAGAGGACUUAGAUCCACACAGGUCUUCGUCCUCUGACAAGGAGGCCGACGAGUUUCUUAAGGGUCCCCCGACACAUGAUGUUGCCCAGUGGUCCAAAUUAGGUGGUCAGGAGAGCAGUGACGAACCUGAAAAAGGACGUCCUAAAUUUCCAGGAGAGCCUCCAAUUACACCAGCACUGAAUGAAGACGAAGCCAAAGCUAAGGGUCUGCAUGGCAUGCCAGCGAAAGUAGAGAUCAAGCCGGCACCUCGAACAGCAGUGAUCAUUCGAACUUACUCGCACUUGAACUUCACCGAGAACGACAAACAAAACAUCCGGGCUAUGGUGUCAGAGCUUUGCUUGCGAAGUGGCGGAGAGUAUGAGAUUUUCCUGCUUGUCGAAUGGAAGGACGAAACGUUGCCUAUAUUUUCCAGCAAGACACUUUACGAGGAAGCAGUCGAGAAGAGCGUCCCAAAGGAGUUUGCAGGCAUGACUGUGUUAUGGAACGAUGCCAAGAUGAGAGAAACCUAUCCUCUCAUUCCUCGGGAAGUGAAUAAUGUGCACCAAUCACAGUGGCUCUCUGUGCAGUGGUUUGCUCAGGAGCAUCCGCAUUUCGACUAUUAUUGGAACUGGGAGUUUGACACUCGUUACACGGGACAUUACUACAAUCUCUUGGAAAAGCUAGCUACAUUCGCGAAGGCUCAACCAAGAAAGGGACUCUGGGAACGCAAUGAGAGAUACUAUAUUCCAUCCUAUCAUGGACGAUACUCCCAGUUCACUAGAAUGGUCGAGAAAGCUGUUGGAGCUGACACAGUGUGGGGAGCACCACCGGUCGUUAAUGUCACAUAUAUUGGCAGUGGACCACCAGUCAACGAUCCUAAGGAUGACAAGUUCGUUUGGAGCGUUGGGGAGGAGGCAGACUAUAUAACGUUGAGUCCCAUUUUCAACCCCGUCAAUACCAGUUGGCCAGGAAGAAAUGAUGUCUGGGGGUAUGAUGGACCUGAGAAGACUCCAAGACGUGCUACGAUUGGUACUCAAUCCAGAUGCAGCAAGAAGUUAUUGGACACAAUGCAUGCGGAAAAUAAGAAGGGGAACCACGUCAGCAGUGAGAUGACUCCUCAGACAGUCUCUUUGCUUCAUGGGUUGAAAGCAGUAUAUGCGCCAAUUCCGAUGUUCUUCGAUAGACCGUGGGGAGGCGAAAGUCUACAGCGGUUUUUCAAUCCAGGGCCGAAAGGUCAAAGUGGAAGUAUCGAAGAGAGUCCAUACUCCUGGGGCCGUGAGGUCAGAUUCCAAGGCAGUACUUGGUAUUACAGAGCAACAUCGCCCCAGAGACUAUAUAACAACUGGUUGGGAUGGGAGGAUAGUGGGAUUGGAGGCGCUGAAUGGGAGAAAACUCAUGGCAGGACGUGUCUUCCGCCUUUGCUACUUCAUCCGAUUAAAGACGUUGUUCAGCCUGCACCGGGAUCUUCUUCGAAGUCGGAGUUACCUUACUAACUCGUGGCGAUGUAAGAUAUUGGGGUUUACGUCAAGAUUGGAGUUUGGGUCAAGAGGAAUAAGUAGAUGGUAUGUAUGAUACCAUAUUUAAAGGGAACAAUUAUGGAAAAAGAUUUAUAGCUUGGCAUAUUGCUGUACGCAUAAUCUAGAGUUGCUAC